Metschnikowia bicuspidata var. bicuspidata NRRL YB-4993 is the source of this 1804-nucleotide messenger RNA. Its product is annotated as E3 ubiquitin-protein ligase. Bases 44 to 1804 code for a protein of 586 amino acids. Lineage: Eukaryota; Fungi; Ascomycota; Pichiomycetes; Serinales; Metschnikowiaceae. Gene Ontology annotation, biological process: protein polyubiquitination; ubiquitin-dependent protein catabolic process; positive regulation of proteasomal ubiquitin-dependent protein catabolic process. The transcript is spliced from 2 exons. Gene Ontology annotation, cellular component: ubiquitin ligase complex; cytoplasm. Gene Ontology annotation, molecular function: ubiquitin protein ligase activity; zinc ion binding; ubiquitin conjugating enzyme binding. The record is from RefSeq and is a predicted model, not a curated record.
CGAAAUUAGACCGUUUGAACCCCACCUAUAAACACGCACACAAAUGCUGGAUAGGUCGGAAUAUAGUUUCGACUACGAGGACGAGGUAUCGCUCGAGUCAUAUGAAAGUCUGCCACUGGGGCUGGACCCACAGGACGAGUUCUCGCGUGUCCCCUCGCAGGCACAAACGGUCUCCACCUCGCCGGCUCAUAUCGAUGUGGACAAGCCCCAGCGCUGGCUAAAAUCGCCAAAUUCGCUUAGCCCAGUCUCGUAUCGUCCGCUAAGUAUAUCCUGGUAUAUUUAUGAGCAUAUGGUGGAACCUGCCCGGAGCCUCCAGCGGGAUUUCUUGCCGCAUUUCUCGCUCGAAGAGGCGGUUUUGCUUCUUCAUCAUAAGAAAUGGCUGGUGGAUGAGGUCACCAGCGAUUUCUUCAGCGACUGGCCGCGGCUCAGGGAUGCGUGUGGUUUGCCCGACAAACGGGGCACAACUCCAGAACUCCGCGAGUACGAUGACUUCAUGUGUCCCAUAUGCUGUGAGGCCGGGAGCCUUGUUGUGUUUGCGCUUCUGUGUGGGCACAAAUUCUGCGCGCCUUGCUAUAAGCGGUACAUUCUUCUGAACGUCUCCAGCGGGUGCUUGGUGCGGUGCAUAGAUACGCUGUGCAGACUCACGUUGCUGUACAGUGCCAUUUCGCUGCUUUUGGAUACCGGCGAAUCUGAUGAGCUUGUGGAUUUACCCACUAGCAGUCUCGUGGACGACUAUGACGCGCAGUUUGAAAACAUGCACUUGACAGACCUCGAUGAGGCGUUUAAAGACAAGGAGCCUCUCCUAAGAAACCCGCUCUUGGUCUAUGCGGCGCGUGUGGCCAUCGACGCCCUGCACUCGAAAUUCCGGUGGUGCCCGGCCGUCGACUGUUCUCAAUUUGUAGAGCUUGCUAGAGGGUCACUACAGGAAACGGAUACAGAAGUGAGCAAUAACAACGACUUGGGCUCUGUCGCCAUUGUCACGUGUGGACAGGCCCACCAGUUUUGUUUCACAUGCCACUACGAAAAUCACUUGCCGUGUCCCUGCUGGCUCACCAAGGCGUGGGUCAAACGCUGCGAGGAUGACUCGGAAACAGUCAACUGGAUUGACGCUAACACGCAGGGAUGCCCAAAAUGCCUGGCGGUGAUCGAGAAAAACGGUGGGUGUAAUCACAUGACCUGUGGAAAGUGCACCCACGAGUUUUGCUGGAUCUGUUUGGGUGAUUGGUCCUUGCACAAGACCAGCAACUACGAGUGCAAUCGCUAUGAUCCGAAGGAAGUAGAAGAGUUGAAGAAGAAACAGUCCGAAAAGCAGUACUCGCUUGGCAGGUAUCUUCACUUUUACCGACGCUUCUCAGUGCACCAGAUUUCCAUGGACGGCGACAAAAACACGUUGAAAGUUGUGCGUCGCUGUAUGCUUCAGUACAUGAAGGCGCAGACUCUCAGUAGUGAACGCACAAGCUCGUGGAAUGACGUUCAGUUUCUCUCUGAUGCAAUCCGCAGUUUGUUCAGUGGUAGAAAAACACUCAUGUGGACAUACGUGUUUGCUUUCUAUUUAAAGAAGUCCAACUUCUCCAUUAUUUUUGAGGGGAUGCAAGAUUUCUUGAACAAAACUGUAGAAGACCUCUCGCAGCUCUUCGAGGAGAUCAAAGUGUUGGAUUCGCCGAGAAAAACUGCUGCCAGAAUCACGCUGAAACGGGCCGAAAUCAUGAGCUUGGCAUCAUUGGUCAUGCGCCGCAGAAACAUGCUUAUCGAGUGUGCUCAUACAGGGCUUCAGCAAGGAACGUUGCAAUUUUCCUCUCCCUAG